GCUGAAGCCCGGGUGGUCUAUAAAAGGUGCGGCAGGCUGGGGUGCGCACCCCAAAGAGGGAACUGUCGUUGCUGAUCAUCGAACGGUUAAGUCGCCCCCUACCUGGCAUCUCAGAGUUUAGCGGAGCUCACAGCGCCGUGGACAUGGAGCCCGAGCCCGAGGCGGAGCAGGUCACGCUCCUGGUGAAGAGCCCCAACCAACGUCACCGCGACUUGGAGCUGACCGGAGACCGCAGCUGGAGCGUGGGCUGCCUCAAGGCCCACCUGAGCCGCGUCUACCCCGAGCGCCCGCGUCCAGAAGACCAGAGGUUAAUUUAUUCUGGAAAGCUGUUGUCAGAUCACCAGUGUCUCAGGGACAUUCUUCCGAAGGAAAAACGGCACGUUUUGCAUCUGGUAUGCAACGUAAAGAUGCCCUCCAAAGUGCCUGAAGCUGGCGUGAAGGUUGCUGAAUCCACAGAGCAGCCCCGUGGACCUAAUCAGGGACAAUAUCAUGGGGAUUCCUCAAGUGAUGGUUUAAGGCAAAGGGAAGUUCCUCAGAACCUUUCUCCGUCUGGAUGGGAAAGCGUCUCACGACCGGAAGCUGUCCAGCAGGCAUUCCAAGGCCUGGGUUUCUCUGGCUACACAACCUACGGGUGGCUACAGCUCUCCUGGUUCCAGCAGAUCUAUGCACGGCAGUACUACAUGCAGUAUUUAGCUGCCACUGCAGCAUCAGGAGCUUUUGUCCCGUCAGCAAGUGCCCAAGAGAUACCUGUGGUUUCUACACCUGCACCAGCCCCAAUUCACAACCAGUUUCCUGCUGAAAACCAGCCAGCCAAUCAAAAUGCAGCUCCUCAAGUGGUGGUUAAUCCUGGAGCCAAUCAAAAUUUGCGGAUGAAUGCACAAGGUGGCCCUCUUGUGGAAGAAGAUGAUGAGAUUAAUCGAGAUUGGUUGGACUGGACCUAUUCAGCAGCUACAUUUUCUGUUUUUCUCAGUAUACUCUACUUCUACUCCUCCCUGAGCAGAUUCCUCAUGGUCAUGGGGGCCACCGUUGUCAUGUACCUGCACCACGUUGGGUGGUUUCCGUUCAGACAGAGGCCCGUUCAGAACCUCCCCCGUGAUGGUCCUCCUCAGGAAGCUGUGAAUCAGGACCCGAACAACAACUCACAGGAAGGCACUGACUCUGAAAUGGAAGACCCCAACCGCCUCCCGCAAGACCGGGAUGCGCUGGCUGCCGAGCAGAGCAGCCCUUCGUUUGUGAGCACAGCAUGGCUCGUCUUCAAGACUUUCUUUGCCUCUCUCCUUCCGGAAGGCCCUCCAGCCAUAGCAAACUGACAGCACUUGUGCUCUGGAGGCUAGAGGCUUUGAGGAGCGUGGACUGAUGUCUAACCAGCUGGAUUUCCUCACCUGGACCUGACACGACACAGUCAUUACCGAAAACCCACAAGGAUGAUAGUAUGCUUUUGUGACUGAGCAAAAGUGGAAAGACAAGAAGCCAUGAUACAAAUUGAUGAACAAAAAUGCCUAGGGCUUCUCAUGUCUUUAUUCUGAAGAGCUUUAAUAUAUACUGUACGUAGUUCAAUAAGCAUUGUAAGUAGAUGGCAUUAAGUGUCGCAUGUUUAUGCCUGAGGAACUUUCCCAGAUGUUUGUGUCUGCAUGUAUGUUUGUACAUAGAAGUCAUAGAUGCAGAAAUGGUUCUGCUGGUACGAUUUGAUUCCUGUUGGAAUGUUUAAAUUACACUAAGUGUACUACUUUAUAUAAUCAGGGAAAUUGCUAGACAUGUUAGCAGGACUUUUCUAGGAAAGACUUAUGUAUAAUUGCUUUUUAAAAUGCAGUGCUUUCUUUAAACCCAGAGGACCUUUGCAGAGGUAGAAACUUUUGCUGGGUUUUCUGUUCAAUAAAGUUUUGCUAUGACUUGCUGUG
Molecule: messenger RNA, 1898 nt
Organism: Octodon degus (degu)
Lineage: Eukaryota; Metazoa; Chordata; Mammalia; Rodentia; Octodontidae
Gene: Herpud1
Product: homocysteine inducible ER protein with ubiquitin like domain 1
Exons: 8
Coding region: 144-1310 (388 amino acids)
Biological process (GO): ubiquitin-dependent protein catabolic process; endoplasmic reticulum unfolded protein response; negative regulation of endoplasmic reticulum stress-induced intrinsic apoptotic signaling pathway
Cellular component (GO): endoplasmic reticulum membrane
Molecular function (GO): transmembrane transporter binding
Source: RefSeq, a predicted model, not a curated record